Molecule: messenger RNA, 812 nt
Organism: Oncorhynchus keta (chum salmon)
Lineage: Eukaryota; Metazoa; Chordata; Actinopteri; Salmoniformes; Salmonidae
Product: gastrula zinc finger protein XlCGF26.1-like
Exons: 2
Coding region: 230-673 (147 amino acids)
Biological process (GO): regulation of transcription by RNA polymerase II
Molecular function (GO): RNA polymerase II cis-regulatory region sequence-specific DNA binding; DNA-binding transcription factor activity
Source: RefSeq, a predicted model, not a curated record
CUUCGUUGAACGGCGACUUUUGGAGAUCACCGUCAUAUGUGUUGUCCUGGGCAACAGACUUAACAGGUUAACAGGUUUAGCUACCGUUAGCCGUGGCCCUGUCCUGGUUGACAUGACAACUUUCCCGACCCCUGUCCUGGUUGACAUGACAACUUUCCCGACCUGCUGAUGACCCGUAUGUCAUCCCUGUGAUAUUCCUGCCCGGUGGGACCAUCUUAAACAACACAUCAUGGAUGAGGAGUCUGUAGACCAAGUGUCCAACCUGUCUCCUCUUCGCCACAAUGCUGGAGCUGACUGCAACCAUGGUGACCAGAGCUCACUGUUGAGCCAGCGGGAGAUGGUGUUGGAAAACCACGAUUAUCUCCAUCACCGUGAAACACUGGCCUCAAAGGUUUCAGCGGAAGAGAGAGGAGUGUGGUGCGAGUCUGAUGUCCCUGUAGUACAACAGAACAACCUCGACAACACAACAUCAUCCACUAAGAAGUCUUUCCCUUGCUCUGUGUGUGGACGACUCUUCACUACAAAACAGUCCCGGGACCGACACAUGAAGACCCACACGGGAGAGAAGCUGUCCCACUGCACCGUGUGUGGGAAGAGCUUCUCUCAGCAGUCCUCCUUUAGGAUACACCAGAAGAGCCACACGGGAGAAGCCCUACCGCUGCCUUGCACCUGACUGUGGGAAGAGCUUCUACCAAUCAGGAGCCUUGUUGAGACACGGAAGGGGUCACGCUGAGAGGUCGACUAGACUAAGAGCUGCUGAAGAUGUGCUGCCACACCAACAGGAGCUGCUUGUCCAACAGGACGAUACUAGU